AUGUUAGGCAGUAGAGCAAGGGGGUUGCGCUUCGUUGUGCAAUUCAAGCUUUUUCCAACAUCAUUAUGCAACAAAUCUGCUCAGAGAAGUUCCUUUUGUACUUCGACAAAGAACAGUAACAACAACUGCAAGGACAUCAUCACUGAUGAAAGGUAUCGGCAGCUCGAAAAUCUCGACAUGAUGACUGCCAUCAAGAUCCUUUUCACUGAUCCCCCAAAGAAGAGAAAGUUUGGGUUUGAUUUCCAUCUUGUGCAAUUCUUUUUUGCCUGCAUGCCUUCCUUGGCUGUAUAUUUGGUGGCGCAGUAUGCUCGUUAUGAAAUAAGAACAAUGGAAGCGGAAGUGGAGCAAAAAAGGAAGAAGAAGGAAGAAGAAGAAGCAAAGGAAAGAGAAAAAGAAUUGGAGCUAAAUCCUCCUGAGGAAAAGGAAGCAAAUCCCCUGCUGUCAGAGGUGAAUGAAAGACUUGACAAACUUGAAGAGACUGUAAAGGAGAUUGCUGUUGUAACAAAGAAACAAUCACGCAGUAACACAGAAGCAAAUCAGAUAACUGGUGAUGAGAAAGAACCCCUAAAUAGUUCUGCACCAAUGAACACUAGUGGAGAAAAGGAUAAUUCAAAGUCGGUAUUAGGCGAAGAAAGUAAGGGUUCAGUGGCAAAUCCAAAUUCUUCUCUUCAGAAUCCAACAAGCCAGAAUCAAAGCGGAAAAGCUUCUUGA
Molecule: messenger RNA, 711 nt
Organism: Lathyrus sativus (Indian pea)
Lineage: Eukaryota; Viridiplantae; Streptophyta; Magnoliopsida; Fabales; Fabaceae
Source: the annotation of a GenBank genome assembly